This is a messenger RNA of Oxyura jamaicensis (ruddy duck), 2075 nucleotides long. RefSeq names its product oxidoreductase NAD binding domain containing 1 (gene OXNAD1). The transcript has 9 exons. The record is from RefSeq and is a predicted model, not a curated record. Gene Ontology annotation, molecular function: oxidoreductase activity. Bases 925 to 1875 code for a protein of 316 amino acids. Gene Ontology annotation, cellular component: mitochondrion. Lineage: Eukaryota; Metazoa; Chordata; Aves; Anseriformes; Anatidae.
UGUUCAGUAAAGUUUUCAGUAUGUGCUGUGGCAAAACCUUUUUACAGCAGUUUUGCCUGCUGGUGGCGGAAGAGUUUUUACUAAUUCCGCUUUGAAAAGUUGCAAGCUGCUGUGUAAUCAAAUGCUAAAAAGCUAUUACAAAUUAUGGACAGGAAGUAUUUCUUACACUGGAAGUGGGCAUUUUAAGCAGUUACAGUAAAUGUAUUCUGUUUCUGAGCAGCCUCGUUUACGAAAGCUCUGCCUCCCAUUUGUACGAGAUUACAAACAGGACAAAUUACCAAGUGACCAGCCAGUGCAGCUGCUUGUGAAAGCCUAGCGUGUAGGCCUGAUGACUUAAACAAGCUGGAUCAUUGCCAUUUAAAGGGAUUCAAAGGGAAAAACAAACAGUUUGAAAAUAAAUUAUAUGCUUUAAAAGAAUGCGGGGAAAGGGGAUUUAAAUGGAAGUAACAGAUCAAGAAUGCUUUAAAGAAGCAAGGGACAGCUUCAUAGAACCAGUAUGAUAACUUGCUAGGUGAGGAUAAUAUGAUACAAAAUUAUGCUAAGCCAUUUUAGGAAAAACAAAGGCAGAUUUACAAGCAAUGAGAAAUAUCUUUUGGCUCACUGCGAACCUUAUCCUACACUUGAUGAGUGAAGGAUAUUUCUGACUUGUUUUGAAAAUUGUACAUCAGCUCGUAUUUCUCUGUCAAAGCUCCGUUUUGGUACACACUUCUGAAAUGCACGCUGUUUCUCCACAGGAGUGCGUGGAAGUCUCUUCUUCCCACUUAACUGUUUAGAGGUGUUCCAAAAGGGCAGGCCCUGAGCAUUUUUCUGGUGGCACGGGUGGUACUGACUGGACACGGACACUGCUUCUUGCCUCUCUUAAAGAUGAACACGCACCUGUCCUUCUAGUCAGGGGCUGGAGAUUCUGCAGACAGCUCAGCCAUCAUGGCUCAUGCUACCAUUUACAUGGGUGUGACUAUUCCUCAGUUCCUGAGAGGUGCUAGCAGAAUUUGUCCUGCUCGUGCUACGCUGGCGGUGUUGAGGCACUCUGCUUUUUGUUACUGCACAGGGAAUGGCACAUUAAAAUCAAAAAGGAAAAUGGAUCACCUAGAGAGAACAGCAAGCAAUUUUCGCCAGGAGGUAAUUUCACAAGCCAAAGUGUGUGGAAUCACCAAUGAAUCGGAGACAGUCAAAAGACUCCGUUUGGCUAUUGCAAAUAAAGAUUUUACAUUCAAAGCAGGACAGUGGGUUGAUUUCUUUAUUCCUGGAAUAUCUGUAGUUGGGGGAUUCUCAAUGUGUUCAAGCCCCGGUCUGUUGGAACGAGAAGGAAUAUUAGAGCUGGCAGUUAAGUACACUGCUCAUCCUCCUGCUCACUGGAUUCACACUGAGUGUACUCUUGACUCAGAAGUGGCUCUGCGAGUGGGAGGUGAUUUCUUCUUUGAUCCUCAGCCUGGUGACUCCCCUGUAAAACUAGUGCUGAUAGCAGGGGGUGUUGGAAUUAACCCACUGUUUUCUAUACUGCUGCAUAUAGCAGAUCUUCAUGGAUACCAAGAGGGUAAAGGAAAUGCAUACAAAAUGGGAACGGUGAAGCUGUAUUACAGUGCAAAAAAUACAAAGGAACUCUUAUUUAAGAAAAAUAUUCUUGGCUUGAUGAAUGCAUUUCCUGGAAAGAUCAUGUGUCGUUUCCACGUUACCCAGCAGAGCUCACAGAUCUGCGAAGAGCUUCAGCCGCAUGUCACAGAGGGAAGAAUAUCUGAAAAGGAUCUAGAAAAACAUGUAUCUAAGGAUACUUUAUGGUACAUCUGUGGUCCGCCUCCAAUGAUAGAAUCUAUAUCCAAACUACUGUCCAACAUUGGUGUUCCUAGAAACUGUGUUUUCUUUGAGAAAUGGUGGUAGUGAACAGAAAAUUGUUUGUUUUCAGUGUAUUUUGAUACAGUAAAAUGUACAGAAAAUGGACUUUGAAUUAUUUGGGAGAUUUUACUUCAUAAAUGAAGCUGUCUUCAAUCAUGUUCUUUUAAUUUAACAGUAAUAUAACUGUAAUACAGUGCUGCUGCUUUUGGAAAAAAAGUGAUUUUAUAUUAAAGACAUUAACUGUU